UGUGCUUCUACGCGCAUGCGUUGGAUCCUGUCUGGCAGUUCGACUCUUCUGCCCCAUCCCGCUGGUCAGGCGUAGAGACUCAGUCGCUCCUGCCCCUCGCCAUCGCUCGCGCUCCCUCGCUCGCUGGGAAAAUGGCUGCCGUACGCCGCGCUCGCAGUGACUCCCGCUGCGUGGUGCGUUUUUCCGACCGAGAACUCUGCUAAGUUGCCUCGCCCUGCUUGCUACCGCUCGAGAAAGGGAAAAGAAACAAAAGGCGGCCCGCGGCCGUCGGUCAGCCGCGAAGGAGAGGCGGGAAAGAACUGGAGGAGGAGGCCGCCUUCGCUCGAAACCGCCAGCAGAGCGCAGCCUGACGAGAGCGACCGUUGGACGGAGCGGCCUGGCAGCAGCAGCAGCCUCGGCAUGGCAGAAGGUGAAGAAGAUUGUCACUCUGAUGUGGUAAGAACAGAUGAUAAUGAAAGGUCUGGAGAAGCAAAUCUUCAGGCAGAGCUCCAGAUGUUCAGAGCAAAGUGGAUGUUUGAACUUACCCCAGGGGUGGGUUCUACUGGUUUGGAAACUCGACCCUGGAGAGCUUCGGCAAGAGGGCCUUCAGUAAAGGCUGUAGAUGCCAAAGAAAAGCAGGAACUAGCAAAAGAGGAAAAGGCAAGAGAGCUGUUCCUGAAGGCAGUAGAACAAGAACAAAAUGGGGCUCUUUAUGAAGCUAUUAAAUUCUAUCGCCUGGCCAUGCAACUGGUUCCAGACAUUGAGUUUAAGAUUGCUUAUACCCGAUCUCCAGAUGGUGAUGGUGUUGGGAAAAACUACAUUGAGGAUAAUGAGGAUGAUAGCAAGAUGGCUGAUCUUCUGUCCUACUUUCAGCAGCAACUCACUCUUCAGGAAUUUUCCAUCAAAUUGUGUCAGCCUGAACUUGAUGUGAAUCAGACCCAUAUUUCAGUGCUGCCUAUGGAGGUGCUGAUGUAUAUUUUUCGAUGGGUGGUUUCCAGUGACCUGGACCUGCGGUCUUUAGAGCAGUUAUCUUUGGUCUGCAGAGGUUUCUAUAUUUGUGCCAGGGACCCUGAAAUCUGGCGUCAGGCUUGCUUGAAGGUUUGGGGCAGAAGUUGUAACAAAAUGGUUCCUUAUACCUCAUGGAGGGAAAUGUUUUUGGAAAGGCCUAGAGUUCGAUUUGAUGGUGUGUAUAUCAGCAAGACAACAUACAUACGUCAAGGAGAACAGUCUCUAGAUGGCUUCUAUAGAGCAUGGCAUCAAGUGGAAUAUUACAGGUACCUGAGAUUCUUCCCAGAUGGCCAAGUAAUGAUGUUAACAACUCCAGAAGAACCUCAGUCUAUUGUUCCUCGUUUACGAACUAAAAACACAAGAACUGAUGCAAUCCUGCUUGGCCAUUAUCGCCUUUCCCAGGAUACAGACAAUCAAACCAAAGUAUUUGCUGUAAUGACAAAGAAGAAGGAAGAGAAACCAAUUGAUUACCAUAAGUACAGAUAUUUCUGCCGCGUCCCAGUGCAAGAAACUGAUCACAGCUUUCAUGUAGGGCUACAGCUGUGUUCCAGUGGACGCCAGAGAUUCAACAAACUCGUUUGGAUUCAUCACUCUUGUCACAUUACUUACAAGUCUAGUGGUGAGACUGCAAUCUCUUCUUUUGACAUUGACAAGAUGUACACCCCUUUGUUCUUUGCACGGGUGAAGAGCUUUACUGCAUUUUCAGAAAAGCCUCUCUAAGGAGUUCACAUCUCUUCUCUUACUCUUGCAUGAAGAAAUUACAGCAAACAACCCUUAAGUUAUAAAUGUGUAUAUAUAUAUAUAUAUAUAUAUGAAUUUUAUUUUAAAAUGGGGGAUCUUUUUGGAAGAAUAUAUACUGGAAAUACAUUUGAUUUGGGGUGGCUGGGUUAUUUUAUUGGUUUGAAGUCAAGUUUACAUGUUAUUUUAACUUGUUUAUGUUGUGAAAAGACUUUGAUAACAAAGAGGCAUUUUUACUGUGUCAGUUUAUGAGAAGAUUUAUAAGCUGUUCUCUCUCCAGCGUAAGGCUUCAUCUGCCUAUGCACCUUAAGUUCAGGAAACAUUAUAAACCUACUGCUGUACAUAAGACAUAGAAUGCGUGCUUUGCAGGGAGAGGCUCAAAAUGUGAAGAAUUUGUCCUACAUCUGUGUGUGGCCUACAGGAAUGGAAAAUAAAUGUUUACUUUGAGUACCUGUACUUGGGUUGCCUUUCAAGAAGUGAAAGACUUCGGUGUAAUCUGCAGCCUUAUGAAAAAUUAACCAAGGACAAAGAAAGCUUGAAGACGUUGGAAGUUCCUCAGAUACCACCAUUGAUUUGGGAAUUGUUUCAAAUAAUCGCCCAAAUGGUAGGUUUUACGUCUUAGAGGAUGGAAGAUAAAAAGAGUGGUAAGAGAAGGCCGGCUGCAUUUGGAAAAUGGCUGCCUUUCUCUGUUUCUUGAAUCUGAAAAAGGACAUCUAGAGAAAGGCAGCAACUCCUGGAUGGUGUCACAAGGAAGAUGUCAUGCUGCAACACUACAGACCACUGAACUUAAAUGUGCGAUUGAAUUGAGUUAUGCAAAUGAGAAUAGGGCUGUACUCAAGUAUGUUUGUCUUUUGUUUAACUCUUCUCCUAACUGUUAAGAAUACUGCAAGCCCCCUGGGUGUUUCAUCACUAAUUGCUUUCUUGGACUCCUACAGAUGUUCAGGUACCGUGUGCUGCUUCUCCUGCGUAUGUACCUUGGGAGUUGGAUGCAAGUGCUGUAUGAUGCUUAUCAUAAAUAUGUACUUUCAAUCAUAAAAAUAAACAUUUCUAAAUGUUUUUCUUCUGU
Messenger RNA from Eublepharis macularius, 2791 nucleotides. RefSeq names its product F-box protein 9 (gene FBXO9). Gene Ontology annotation, cellular component: SCF ubiquitin ligase complex. Gene Ontology annotation, molecular function: protein binding. The coding region runs from base 400 to 1707 and encodes 435 amino acids. Gene Ontology annotation, biological process: SCF-dependent proteasomal ubiquitin-dependent protein catabolic process. The record is from RefSeq and is a predicted model, not a curated record. The transcript has 13 exons. Lineage: Eukaryota; Metazoa; Chordata; Lepidosauria; Squamata; Eublepharidae.